AAAUUUAAUUCAACGUGUACAACUCGACACUAAUUUCACGGGUACACUCGUAGGAUGCGCCGAAGUUCGAAAGCACCCACACAAAGGCCACAGCAGGGAAUACAGCAAAAGAUUGAGGACGCCAAUUGCUGCGGCUUUUAUCCGCCCGCACCAGCGGCUGCUGCUUCGAAGCAUUGGCAGAAGACACAGAGGAACUCUUGCUGCAAAUGGCGUCUGCCGUUGUGACGCUGUGCUCCGGUUUGAGCUUUUCUCAAUCUUCGUCGCUUUCGUCUUCCGUUAGAGCCUCUCAUAGGGUUGCUCAGCUCAAACCCUUUUGCAAGAUGAACUCGCUGAAGCUGAGUUCGUCUCAUAACAUUUCUGGCCCCUGCUCUGUCCUUACCCAAAGGCUUUGUACGAUUUCUCCUCCACGUGAACGCCCUCCAUCUCCCACAGUCUUCGCUACAAAAGGCUACAAAAUGAAAACCCAUAAGGCUUCCGCUAAGAGGUUCAGGGUAACGGGUAAUGGGAAGAUCGUGCGUAGAGGUGCUGGAAAGCAGCAUUUACUUUAUAAGAAGAGCAAGAGAAGGAAGUUACGACUCUCUAAAAUGCACCCAGUUAGCCGGAGGGAUUAUGGCAAUGUCACUGGUGCCAUGCCGUAUUUAAAGGUAAAUAGGCAGGCUAAGUAGAGGUAAUAGAGAAGAUGGAGAAAUGCCAUUUUGAUUAUUCAUCAGUGAUUUCUUCAUUUCAUGUAAAGACAAGGGGUGUCAACUGUUUCAUUCGCUCUGUCAAGUCGAGGGUUAUCUCCUGUCUUGUAUUAUCCUUCUGCUUCUCCCUUUUAAUGGUGAAUUCCCCUUCUCUCUGCAUGAUAGACAUCAUGUUGGAGCUUGGGGUCGUCGUCUUUUAAA
Malania oleifera is the source of this 884-nucleotide messenger RNA. RefSeq names its product large ribosomal subunit protein bL35c. The transcript is spliced from 3 exons. Gene Ontology annotation, cellular component: ribosome; large ribosomal subunit. The coding region runs from base 207 to 665 and encodes 152 amino acids. The record is from RefSeq and is a predicted model, not a curated record. Gene Ontology annotation, molecular function: structural constituent of ribosome. Gene Ontology annotation, biological process: translation. NCBI's taxonomy places the organism in Eukaryota, Viridiplantae, Streptophyta, Magnoliopsida, Santalales, Ximeniaceae.